AGCGCGCGCCACACUGUGCCCAGGGCGAGGGCAGAACGCAGCGCGCGCAGCAGCGAGGACACGCGCACAAGUUCGCACGAGGUGUCUAAAGUGCGCGUAUCGUAACUGUGUGCGUUUUAGCACAUCACACGCUUGUGUAAGGUGACCAGAUCAGGCGCGCAAGUGAAGAAGCGGGUUGGAGCAAGGUUGGCUCACAUUACAACUUUCACAUUUCUGGGGAAGGCUGUGAGGACUUUCAGGGAGCAAGAAGACAGCGCGAGAAAGCGCACAGCAAAUUAAGACUAGGAGCGCAGCGGAUAAGGCUUCACUUCCCGAUUUGAUCUUUUUAUUUUUUUAUUUUUGUAAUUCGUUUCUUUUUCAUAAUGAAUGCUCGAGAGGAGAAUCUGCUGAAAUCGAUCAGCAGCGACACGCUGCUGGACCUGACGCAGCGUUACGGCCAAGCGGCGCUGGGCUUCGGCGCGGGUCACGGCGCAUCGAGUCCUGCCCGCUACCCGCUCGCGUCCUCCGCUGCUGCAGACUUCCUCACGGCGCAGACGGCCAAAUCCGGCGAGAGCGGCGGCGAGCACACGAGCGACGACGACGACGGCUUCGAUGUGGACGCUCGGAAACAGAGCCCGGCCUUUGGAGAGGACCCCAAGCACCCGGCCGCCAAGAAGCCCAAGGAGCAGCGCUCUCUGCGCCUGAGCAUCAACGCGCGCGAGCGCCGGCGCAUGCACGACCUGAACGAUGCGCUCGAUGGCCUGCGCGCCGUCAUCCCGUAUGCACACAGCCCGUCCGUGCGCAAACUGUCCAAAAUCGCCACGCUGCUCCUCGCCAAGAACUACAUCCUCAUGCAGGCGCAGGCUCUGGAGGAGAUGCGCCGGCUCGUGGCGUACCUUAACCAGGGCCAAACGCUCACGUCGGCUGUACCGAGCGCACUGGCCCCGUUCGGACAGAGCACCGCCACCGUGUACCCGUUCUCAGGCACGGCGCUAGCCGCCUGCGUGGAGAAGUGCUCGUACUCGGCGGCGCCUUCGAGUCUCUUCAAGCACUGCAGCGAUAAGCCUUGAUUUACACACUCAUACACACACACGCACACACACACUCACUCCUGCGCGCUUACUCGAACUUUACCCGCAGCUGGUCUCAAUAUACACAAUUGAAAUGUUUUGUUGUUGGGAAGAGAACUUUAGUCUAAUACAUAAUUCUUCGACAUGUUUAAAUAACUACUAUAAUAUUUCAUCCAGGUAAUGUAAAAUAUGUGUAUGAAGGGUCACAGUAUAUUUUGGAACAGGCUUUUUAAAUUCCUCCCAUUCAGCUGCUUUUCUCCUCUGUCCUCUUAAUUAAGCGAAAAUGUUUGAACACUAUGUAAUGCAUUGCAUUGGAGUGCAUGUUCAGUGAUCCUGUGGACAACUAGGUCAUUCUUCAAUCAUUGCCAUUGCAAACCUCACAAGUUUCCCCUAGUCAUUUAGUUUAUUAUUGGUAAACUAUGCAACGUGCCACAACGAGAAAGCAAAUAGCCCGAUGUAUCCUGUCUGUUCAGUCAGACAGUCAGACAUCAUGGGCCAAGCAUAGCCUAAAGUGUCUCACCCUCUCUUCUGUCAGUGCUUUGUGGAGAAAACGCUGUGUACCGCAUUUUCAAUCUGUUGGCCUAUGAUGGUGAUUUUGGAUAUGUUCAUGAACAUAUUCACUUGAUUGUAUUGUACGACUGUGAAGAUCUCCUUGAUGAUGCCUGAACUGGCAAAGCGUUUGGUCUUGUUGCUACAUGAGUUUCAUAUAUUGUUUAUACGUCUUUAUAAUUAAAACAUCUAUGAGAAGUGA
Messenger RNA from Pangasianodon hypophthalmus (striped catfish), 1800 nucleotides. RefSeq names its product basic helix-loop-helix family, member e23 (gene bhlhe23). The record is from RefSeq and is a predicted model, not a curated record. NCBI's taxonomy places the organism in Eukaryota, Metazoa, Chordata, Actinopteri, Siluriformes, Pangasiidae. The transcript has a single exon. Gene Ontology annotation, molecular function: protein dimerization activity. The coding region runs from base 363 to 1049 and encodes 228 amino acids.